CGGACGCCGAGCAUUACGGGAAAUGUAGUUUUUACGCUACGUUUUUUAGCAAACGGCUAACCACCACCACCACCAACAACAACUUCUGAACGGCUGCUCCCUCCUGACUCCACUCCCCCCCCGCUACAACUUCAUAAUGCAAAGCGCGCAGCGUGCAGAUGGCGGAGAGCAAUGACGGAGGAGUUCGACGAAGAUGUGGUGUUUGAGAACUCUCCUCUUUUCCAGUACCUGCACGACCUAGGGCACACGGACUUCGAGGCAUGUCCGGCGGCGACGCGGGAGGAGGAGGAGGAAUAUGGCGAGCGAGAGGGAGACCGCGACGAGCGGCAGAAAACCUCAGGAGGACGGUUGUGGAGAUUGGUCGACACCAUGUGGAGAUGGAGCCCGAUUCACCAGGCGGCUGCAUCUCAUGAGCUGGAGCAACAGCUGGACUGCGUGUUCGGCCAGUACUCUGUGAGGUGCAUUCUGGACCAGGACGUGCUGCUGCAGGAGGACGUGGAGCUGAUCGAGCUGCUGGACCCGAGCCUCCUCACCCUCGCCUCCUCGCCCUCCGGCUCAGCCGGCCGCACAAGCGCCUUGCCGAGGCCGGGCCUCAUCGCCAGCCCCUCGCUAUGGGACUUUGCGGGGCUGGUCGGCCUGGUCGCGGUGCUGAUGGGUCUCCGCUCCGUGUCCGAGGGCCUCUGGUCCCUGGCCGCGGCCCCCUGCGGCCUGGCCCUGCUGGGCUGGGCAGCGCUGCGGGGGAUCGUGCUGUGGCGACGCGGGCACAUGCAGAGGGACGUCCAUGCCCGCGCCGCCCAGCUCCAGACGCUGCUCCACAACAGCAAGACCCUGACGGGCCUGUCCCGCAAGGCCUUGCGUCUGGUGCAAGAGACCGAGGUCAUCUCCAGAGGGUUCACCCUUUUGCUCGACAGGGUGAGUGCGGCCGGCUCCUUUAGCAGGGCGGGGCCGGGGGCGGUGCCGCGCGGCCAGCAGCUGAUCGGACUGAGGAAGUCGCUGUACCGGGCUCUCCGCUCGGCCUUCAGAGCCUCGCGCAGGGCCACCUGUCACAUGCUCAAGACGUUCCCCCUCAACUCCGAGAUCGACAAUGUGACCAACUACGUGUCUGCGGUGCCGCUGAAGGAGCUCGGCCUCGGCCUGGGGAUCGAGCACCUGGGCGACGAGCAGGCCCAGGAGCUGACGGACGACUACAGCCUGCCUGCCAUGAAAAUGCUGUUCCAGCUGUGGGUCGGACAAAGCUCUGAAUGUUUCCGCCGACUCGCCCUCCUGCUGUCGCCGAGCCGGAUAGAGGAACCGGAAGAGGCCGCGUUCAAAGGAGAAACAUCCCCUCUUCCUCCUCCGUCGUCGCCGCCGCCGCUGCACCGCUCCAUCGGCGCGGUGACCGAGCCCCUGCAUCACGCCCUGGCCGGCUGCCUCGGCGAAGUGCAGCGCAGCUACGACUUCCACCGACACUUCGAGACGCAGCCGAGGACGGCGGGCUCCGACCGGACCGGGCGAGCCAGGGAGAAGUGCCGGGAGCUCAACACCCUGCACACGUCCAUCCGGAGCCUGCAGCUGCACCUCAAGGCCCUGCUCAGCGAGAUGAUCAUCCUGGAGGACGACCUGGAGAAGCUGAUGGUGUCCAAGCAGCUGACGGAGCUGACGUGUGACGGCUACCAGGACCUCAGCGACCGGCUGCACCAGCUUCAGCCGCACAUGCAGGCGAGCGCCGGCUGCUGGGAGGACACCAUCGGCCAGGUGCAGCGCAUGCUGCGUCGGGCCAACGCCUGUCCAGGUAACAUCGAGGGUCUGCAGCAGUGUGGUACUCCUGUGUCCGAGAUCCCCGCUCCUCCUCCGUCCUACCCCUUGAUCCUGGACAGAGACCCUGUUCCAGAGGAGCUGGAGUGGGAGGCCUACGUGUCCGACUCCGACUCUGACGGCGAAGGCCGAGGGUCCUGGUGCGACCUGCUGUCGCCGGAGGAGCGGGAGCGUCAGCGGCGGGAGAGGGAGGAGUCACGCCGUGUCCUGUCCGAGCUGAAAGCUGUCCUGGGCUUUCGCGCGUCCGAGGGGGAGAGGAUGAAGAGGAAGCAGCUGCUCUUCAAUGACCAAGCUGCUGUGACGCCUUCAGCUCGCGAGGACGGUUUGGAUCCCGACGACAAACCGUCAGAUGCUCCGACUUCUGUGGGCUCGGUGGAAAGCGGCCAUGAAGAGGGAAACCACGCCGCAGGAAGCGAAGGGGAGGAAGAGGAGGAAGGGGAAGAAAACGGGGCGACCCCCAACACCUUCGCAGAGCCGGCCACGAGGGAGUUCAGCUGCGGUUUGGAGGCGGAGGAGGACGGGGAGUCGGGGGGGAGCUCGGUCUGCAACCGGGGAGGAGGCGGAGAGUCGGAGCUGCACCAGUACGACGGCGGCUUCCCGGAGGAGGCUGAGUCCCAGAACGGCCUGGACUGCCUCCUGAAGCCCCGAGUCCCCGCCGUCUCCGUGAUGGACAGACUGACGGAGAUCCACGGCUCGGAGGCGCUCAGCUUCAGCUCCGCACUCGCCGCUCAGGUGGCGGCGCGCUCGCACUCGCUCGUCAACAUGGAGGAGCAGACGUUUGGAGAUGCCGACGGGGAGGAGGAUGAAGAGGAAGAAGAGGAGGAGAGGGACUAAAAUGAAACUCGCACAGACUGUGUUUACGUCUGUGUGUCGUCUGUCGAUGGGUCGAUGAGAUAUUUAAAAAUUAACACUCCAACACUACUCAUCCGUCCAUUUUAACUGUACAUUUACCCACAAUUCCUUUCUGCUCUCGUGCUGUCAAAAACUCAGGUACCGGAAAACGACCCAAAAACUUUACAGUGUUUUGAGGUCGGAAGACCAGAAUGUCUGCAGGUUACUCUGUGACGUGUCGUGUCCAAGUGAAAAGAAAAGAUCUCUGUGAGUGGAACGGUCUCGUCUGAGUCGAUGUUUAAUAAAUUGUUUGUGCCGGAGGAAGUGAGACGGCUGAGAACAAUAUUCCGAGACGACGGUGAAUGAUUCUCCGGAGGUUUGUUCAGACAGAAAGAAGAUACAGAUGUGAUUAGAUGUAAAUUAAUCACACAGACACACACACACACACACACACACUGUUGUUGGACACAAUGGGGUAUUACAGUAAAGUGGACAUACAACUGAACAUACAUUCACAAUCCUAUUUGGAAUACAACUGUUGUGUCAUGGAAACACUAAAUUAAAACUCAAACAAUCCCAUUUUUCUCCGUGUGUGUUUCCAGGGAUGACAAUCAGUGGGAAACGUUACCGAGCCUCGUGUGUGGCAUGAAUCUAAUGGAACUGUGCUGCUGUGAGAUAUAAAAUCGAAAUACCUGUGUGAGUGAGUGUGUUUGUGUGUGUGUGUGUGCGCGCGGUGAUAUAAGAGGAGGCAGCGUGUGAGCGUCAAUCUGUAACUUUUAUGUUCCACAUGAAGAUGCCAUAAGAGCGAGUGGCCUGAUGUGUUUGCCUCCGCCUCCUCCCCCAAGUCUGUCUUGUCUUCAUGUCUGCCUCGUCCUGCACCCUAACCCUCGGGGGGAGAGGAGGAGGAAUUUCCAAGGUGAAAUAAAAUACCAUUCUGGAAGUGUU
Molecule: messenger RNA, 3570 nt
Organism: Scophthalmus maximus (turbot)
Lineage: Eukaryota; Metazoa; Chordata; Actinopteri; Pleuronectiformes; Scophthalmidae
Gene: vezt
Product: vezatin, adherens junctions transmembrane protein
Exons: 12
Coding region: 172-2628 (818 amino acids)
Biological process (GO): cell-cell adhesion
Cellular component (GO): plasma membrane
Molecular function (GO): myosin binding
Source: RefSeq, a predicted model, not a curated record